UCGGUUAAUCUCACCUAGAUGUAUCAUUUGAGCUAUUGAGCAAGUCUUCAUGUGUGCCUCUGUUUCCUCAGGGUAUGUUUGUGCUGGGUCUGCCCUACGCCCUCCUGCGGAGCGGGUACGUGGGUCUCCUGCUGCUGGUGUCAGCCGCACUCAUCUGCAGCUACACCGGAAAGAUCCUGGUGUCCUGCCUGUACGAAGAGGACGAGACAGGCCACUCGGUCCGCGUCAGACACACCUACGAGGACGUCGCUAACGCCUGCUGCAGACACAUCUGCCCUUACAUCGGGGGCAAGGUUGUGAACGCCGCACAGGUUGUGGAACUGCUGAUGACCUGCAUCCUAUACUUGAUUGUCAGCAGCAACCUGAUGUGUCACAGCCUGUUCUUCCUGCCUCUGACCCCGGCGGCCUGCUCCGCCAUCACCUUCCUCAUCCUGGUGCCCUGCAUGCUGAUCCGUGACCUGAGAGUGGUGUCGCGCCUGAGCCUCUUCUGCUCACUGGCUCAGUUCCUCAUCACCUUCAUCGUGAUUGGCUACUGCCUCCGUCAGUCGCCGCAGUGGGCCAGUAGGAGACUGAGUGCCGUGAUGGUGGACUUUGAUGGCUUCCAGGUUGCGGUGGGGGUGAUUAUCUUUAGCUACACAUCUCAGAUCUAUCUGCCCACGUUGGAGGAGAGCAUGACGGACAGGUUGGACUUUGACAGCAUGAUGAACUGGACUCACGCUCUGGCCUGUGUGCUGAAGACAGCGUUCUCCGUGACGGCCUUCCUCACAUGGGGAGAGGAAACCAAAGAGGUGAUAACAGAUAACCUGCCCACAGCGUUGCGUGUCGUGGUGAACCUGUGUCUGUUGGCGAAGGCUCUGCUCUCGUACCCUCUGCCGUUCUACGCCGCGGCAGAGAUCCUGCAGACCGGCGUCCUGAAGCUGGACUCGUCCGCAGACCGGGCGGAGCGGUGGACGCUGCUCCUGCGCGGCUCUCUCCUCCUCAUCACCCUCAUCAUGGCGCUGUACGUGCCUCAUUUCUCUCUCCUCAUGGGCCUGACGGGCAGCGUGACCGGGGCGGCCAUGACGCUCCUGCUCCCGGCGCUUUUCCACCUGCAGCUGAAAUGGACUGAGCUGGACAUGAGCCGGAGGCUGGCGGACCUGCUGAUAUUACUGCUGGGCUGCUUCUGCAGCGUCUCGGGGGUUAUAUGCUCCAUCAAAGGAAUGGUGACGGCCUUCGAGGACAAAUAGGUGACACAUAAUCCUGUGUGUCUGUAGUUGCGUUUGCUCUGGUUGUUAAUAAAGCUAAACGGAGCCGAGUCUGGAGGUUAAUGAGCCUGCUUUGCUUCCUUCCACAAAUCUGACUGUGAAAUGUUAUCUGUUGUCAUAAUUCACCAUGUUCAUUGCUCAGGCACUUACUAGGCCAAUCAUGCAUGAAAAGCACACGAGAUCCUGUUCUACAGUGUGUUUAUUAUUCCCUCGUUGUCUCUGGAGCGCAGUAAACAACUUCUGACAGUCAGUUAACUUUAUGUAAAAAAACAAAUCAUAAGCAUACUGCUAGCAACUAAUAGGCUAUUAAAUUAUGAGCUUCUGGAACAGCUCUUUUUCACAACCGCCUCAGUUUGUGUGUUUCUGUCUCUGCGUUGAUGAGAAUAUCAUAAUCAAACAGUCAGAUCAAGUGAUCAGUUCUGAAUGAAAACUUCUUUAAGCAAUGCUUAUGUAACUAUAUAGCCAAUGGUGAAUGUUGCCAUGACAUGAGAAGACACAAAAAGGUUGUUUUAGCAGAAAUAAAAAAGUUUACCACAGAGAAAAUAAAACUCUG
Molecule: messenger RNA, 1797 nt
Organism: Megalobrama amblycephala (Wuchang bream)
Lineage: Eukaryota; Metazoa; Chordata; Actinopteri; Cypriniformes; Xenocyprididae
Product: vesicular inhibitory amino acid transporter
Exons: 2
Coding region: 75-1226 (383 amino acids)
Biological process (GO): amino acid transmembrane transport
Cellular component (GO): vacuolar membrane
Molecular function (GO): amino acid transmembrane transporter activity
Source: RefSeq, a predicted model, not a curated record